Messenger RNA from Anopheles aquasalis, 5049 nucleotides. It is a transcript of the gene pain, whose product is annotated as transient receptor potential cation channel family member painless. Gene Ontology annotation, molecular function: protein binding; transmembrane transporter activity. Gene Ontology annotation, biological process: monoatomic ion transmembrane transport. NCBI's taxonomy places the organism in Eukaryota, Metazoa, Arthropoda, Insecta, Diptera, Culicidae. The record is from RefSeq and is a predicted model, not a curated record. Gene Ontology annotation, cellular component: transmembrane transporter complex.
AUGGCUGAACGUGAGUUGGCAACGACUGCCGAAACUGAACUCCUUUUAGAAAGCAAAGACGAGCCAGUGGUGAAUGUAGAAAACAAUAAAACGCAACAACAAUCGGUCAGUGAUCAACGGAAGAAACUUAAAAGACGGUUUGACCUUCAGAGAUUACUAUAUGACGAGUUCUGCAACAUUGUGCUGUUAAAAGAGCAGCCUGUUGAACCUGAACCUACGCCCGAAAAUUCAAAGAAGCUGCAAGAGCGUACGAAACCGACGCCCGAAAGAUCGAAAGAGCCGCAAAAAGCUGAGCAAUCGACGUCCAAACCGGUGCAGAAGCCGUCGAGGCCUGCGCAACCGACGGAUGAAAAGAAGGAGAAGCUGAUAGAACUUUUGAGAAAGCCAGAAUGGGAAACCCUUGCAACGCUCGUGACUGAAACGAAGAACUGGGAUGCGGUGUCUACGAUUCCGUAUGAGAAAUCCUUUCUGUACCAUACGCGCCUGCAAAAAGUGAUUGGCACGCUGCUGACCAACACGGCUAUCAGCUUUCCAUUUCUUGAAAUUAUCAUAGAGCGUUUUGAUGCUGACAACGAGCGUAUCGAGCCGAGUCAUGAUGCUCCGAUACAUUAUCUUGUGCAGCAGCUGAAUGGCGAUUUCUUGGAUUGGCUUCUAAAUGAGCGGAAAAACUCUGUGAACGUAAACUCACGUAAUAGUCGAAAGGAAACUGCGCUAGCCAUCCUUUGCUCAUCGUAUGACAAAUGCAUGAAAGAGAUUAACAAACCAGAGGAAAAACGAACAAUGACUAAUGACGAAUGUACUAAAAUGUUGGAGAAGAUAAGACAACUGAUCGAAAAGUUACUGGACGCUGGAGCUGACUUUAAUAUUUGCAGCAUGCAGCUAAAGUUGCCAUUUGAGUUGCUUCAAAAGUACUCCAAAAACGAUAAACCUACAAAAAUGUUCGUGGAUCAGUGCGUGCAGAAAGCCAAACAAGCUCUCGUGAUCGAUCAAAACGAGUCAAAUGUGCGUGUUUUUGACUUUUACAACAAAGAGUCGCCGGUGAAGGUAACGGAGGAGCUACUGGAGAUAUGUUUGCGGUUCAAAGACAAGCGGAUCUUCCUGCAGUACUUUCCCAACUUCGUAGAGACGAAACAGAACGUAAAGAAAGUGAUUCAGGUGGUACUUCAUACCGCGGUCGAGCAGAAGAUGAGCGAAUGUGUGCAGAAGAUCGUCGACCGUUUCGGUGCCCUGAUAUUUCAGGUGGUUCCACCGGUUAGAAAGCCACCGACUGGAAACGAUGCGAAUGCCAAAUCGCACAAGUCCUCGGUACUAGUACAUCGAGUUGAAUUUAAAGGACUCCUAAAAAAGGCGUGUUUGGCUCCAGAUGUUUCGAUUGCACGUCUGCUCAUUAGUCGCAUAACCGAUCCGCUAGUGCUAAAUGACGAUCCACUACUAGCUCUAACACUAACGAAGGCGAACGAAGCUAAACGCUACUCGGAGGACAGGGAAGCGCUCUUGACGGUGGCGAGUUAUCUUGCCACCCAACAGAACAUCUUCAUCACCAAAUCAGACAAUUCUGGUAACACACCGCUUCAUCUGGCGCUGAAAUACGGCUUCCAUGACAUCGCAAACACAAUAUUGAAGCAACGUUACGCCUACAUUGGCUUGCGAAAUCGAGACAACAUGACACCUUUGAAUUAUGGUGGGUGUGAUUUCUGGAACAACUAUCUGGAUAGUUGCAUUGUAGUUGAUAGCAAACGAGCCGCCCAGGACAGAAACAUACUUAUGUUCAACCUGAACUGUCUCGAACCGUUUCCGCCACGUAAGAAACCUUCUCCGAAAAUUGCCCCAACAUCAUCAAGUCAAAGAAAGGAAAGCUGCACGCAAUUCUGCCUGAACUGGCUUAAAUGUUGUUCGUGUAAGAAAACUUCAGGAGAACACUCUCGUACAGCAGCAGCCGAAGCAGCAGCAACAGCAACAGUAGCAGGCACAACAACAACAGCAGCAGCAGCAGCAACAACAACAACACCAGCACCAGCAGCACCAGCAGCAGCAGUAGCAAAGCAGAAGAAAAACAAUUGGUGGUCCAUUGUACAGAAAGCGUCACAAAUGAAGCAGCCACUGGAGCACUAUACCCAAGUUCAAACUGAGAUGACUGUCAUACGGCAGAUCGCGGAAUCAAACGACUUGAAACCUCUAUUAGUUCAUCCGAUCAUAUACACGUUCAUUAUGGUCAAGUGGAUUCGGUUAAGUCACUGGAUGUAUCUAAAUCUCCUGCUCACUUCCAUGACGAUGGUGGUUUUUGGAUGGCACUCGCUGGAUGCAUGCGCUGUGGACACCAAUCCUUCGAUAUCGUUAAUAAUCGGUGCAUCCCUUGGAAUUCUAUACAUUACGCUUCGUGAGGUACUGCAAUGGUUGAUCCUGCGAAAGUCAUACGUUUCGCUCGCGAACCUGAUGGACAUUGUUAAUAUAUUUGGGAUGAUCUUGGUGCUGUCGCUAGGCUGCAUAGGAUGGCUAUCGUCAGUUUUGAUGAUCAGUUUUGCGUUGCAGCUCAUCAUUCUGUUAGGCUCGCUACCCUUCAAGAAACUCCCAACCAUCAUGUACAUGUUCGUGACGGUAUCGAAGAACUUUCUAAUAAGCUUUCUGCUCUUCGUGCCUCUGAUUGGUUCGUUUAUCUUCGCGUUCUACCUCACGUAUCAUGCACCAUCGAGUGUGGCAGAUCAAUCAAGACCGUUAAGCAAUAAUGACACAUCCCCCAUUGGUGAGUCUUCUCCCAAUUCAAACAGUUUCAACAAUUUCAGCACCUUCUUGGACGCCACCCUAAAAACUUUGGUCAUGACUACGGGCGAGUUCGAUGCUGCUGAUAUCGACCUUAGCGGAGGGAAGCGGCUCUUGUUCUUGUUGUUCCUUUUCUUCGCUCCCAUCGUAAUCCUGAACUUGAUCAACGGUCUCGCCGUCAGUGACAUUGCAGCGAUCCGCGCGGAGUCGGAGUUGAUCAGUAUCAGCAAAAAGGUGUUGCUGUUGGAGCGAUACGAGCGGGGAAUAGCCAACGUAAAAUUUACUUGGUUAAAGCGAUACUUUCCCAAACCCUUCUUUUGGAACCACAAUUGUUGGAUACUGAUCCGCACCGAUCAGUUCCGGAAGAUUUUGGUUCAUAUCUUACCUCCGAAGCCGGAGAAAUCGCCAGAAACCAGUAACGGAAUCGGAUUGUGCCGGGGUUGGUCCCGGCUGUUCUGUUGUCGUUCCCGGUCCACCAUCAAUCAAACAACUGGAACCGCCGACAGUACAGCUGUGACUAUCGAAAUUACCCCCAGCACCACCAACGAAACAAUGACCGACGGUACUCGCGGACCCUCCAGUGGUACAGCCGAGACACACGAUGAUCCAUCGGGACAGUCCACCCACCAAUCAUCGGGCACUGCCUCUAAACUAGACAAAAAGGAUGCAAACGGUAGCGAAUCGAAGGCUGCAAAAGAAAAACCAACAGCGAUCACGUUGUCCUCAUUUUAUCCGCUGUCGCGCAAUGGCACGGACACGGUAAUCAAAUUGCUAUUUUUUAAGGUGCCAGCCUUUUUAACGCUCAAUCGCGCUAUUACGGAGAAAGCACUUGCAGUGAUCGAGCAAAGGUUUCCGAUUGUCAAGCAACACGCGAUCGUUGAAAAGCGUGCGAACAAGAACAGUUCCGAACAAUCUACGGUGAACAGCGGAAAUGAUCUAAAGACUGGGGAUCGUACAAAUGAUCCCAUUGAUUUAGCAGCAGUUCAAACCGAUAUUCGGCGCGCGGAGGCUGCUGCGAACGAACGAACGCACGGCGAGCGGAGUGUCGUAGAAACCAUGCUGGCUGACAUGUCCAUGAAGAUCGCUGAGGUCAAUGAACGGCUUCUGGCGAUGGAACGACGCCGGGCACAGCAUGGCGACCAACGCGGACCAGAGCAGCAUGGCGUCCCGAAACCCACGCAGGGUACCACUCUUUACCAGGCAAAUGGUGGUAAUCGCCAUGCCACCACCACGACGCACUAUGCGAUACCCAGCACGCUGUCGCAGACGCCGGCGGCAACGUAUAUGCAGCCGCCGCCUAUAACGCGGGCGUACCCGACAUUGUCCGCUCCGGUCGGAACAUACCAGCCAUAUCUCGAAAACCCCACGGCGCACGCGACAUACCAACAUGGGUGGCCCCAAACCCUGCUGAACCAGAGCCAAAUAUCGGCGAGGCAAGGGGUUCCCCAAGAUCUGCCGCCGUUUUCCGGACUGGCUGAGGAGUGGCCGAUAUUCAUUGCAAGCUUCGAAAACUCCACCGCGAUAUGCGGGUACAGUGCGGAGCAGAACCUGCUAAGACUCCAAAAGGCGCUGAAGGGGAAGGCGUUAGAGGCGGUAAGGUAUCGUCUAUUCCACCCCUCUAACCUAGCAGGAGUCAUAGCAACACUGCGGACUUUGUUUGGACGGCCAGAGGUGAUCGUACACAACAUGAUCUCCACGAUUCGCCGCCUGCCGCGCCACACCGAGCAACAGAACGCCGGUAACACCUCGAAAAAUGCUGGCUAUGUCAACCCGAACACCAUUAGCAGAUCUGCCGUUACCCAGACCCAUGGGCCCGGCGUAACUGGAGGCUAUGGAGCACAGCAACAGGCCGUCGACUUGGCCAUUGCUCAUGCAUCAGCCACCAGUAGAUUCGCCUCGCCGGUAACGAUGUUCCCGACCAACACAUCGAGCUUCAUGGAGAGGUCGGCAGUCAUCACAUCGGGUGUAGCGAUCGCUACCUCUGGCGCUCCUCAUGCAACUGGCUACGACCCCUCGGAAAGCGCCGAUAGCUACCCGCCUCGACAAUCGGUAAACAACGAAGAAGCCGAGAACACUACCCAGACACCACCCCGUUACCGUUCCAAUGGUCAAGUUACACCUUCACUUGCCGAGACGGAGAACAUCAUUCAACCGAGUGCGCAAACGCUAUCACCACCGAGUCCAGCAGAUGACAAACCCAGGACGGAAACUGCUCGAGUCGGUCAGCGAUUGCUGUACGAAAUUCACUGCGGCAUCCCGCGGCUUGAAGGAAGUAUCGAAGGAGGAGGAUGA